UCCCACAACCUGAAUAGUGGGCGGCAUAUAUAUAUACAGGACACAUCGGAAAUAUUGCCUUCACCUGCUCAGUUUCAACAUGCAGGGCCUCCUGCUCUUCUGCCUUGUGGCUCUGGCCGCAAGUCAAAGUGUCCAUUAUGAGCCUGGUCUGAGCCCGAAGAAAACAUAUAAGUACAAAUAUGUGGGAGACGUGAAUUUUGGACUCGGUAAACCCAACCUCGCUGAGUCUGCUACGAGAAUCUCAUGCAACAUCAAAAUCGCCGGUGCGUCUCAGCAAACCUUCAUCCUUCAGGUUUCAGAUUUUGCCUUCGAAGAUUUCAAUGGCGUUAAGGGAAGAAACCGCUUCACCGCUGUGCCAAAGCUCACCGAGCGCAUCGCCUCGCAGCUCGUCAAACCCUUCAUGUUUGACUAUGUCGGUGGACACGUUAGUAACAUCCGUACCUCUGCGAAGACUUCUGACACUAUCGUCAACCUUGUGAGAGGAAUACUGGGUCUGUUCCACGUGACCGUGAAGACCACACAGAGGAUCUAUGAGCUUGAAGAGUCUAGCAUCCAUGGCGUGUGUCCGAGCCAUUACGCCACUGAGGUGAACGAAGAAACAAAGGACAUGGCCGUCAUCCAGGUUGUGGAUAUCAGUAACUGCAGAGAGAAGGCAGCCAUCUACAAGGGAAUGGCCACCGCCGUGCUCGACGACGUCGGCAAACAGAGAGGGGAAUCUAUCGUUUCCACCGUGAGGUGUGUUUACACGGUCAAGCCGACGGCAGAUGGGGGUCUCAUCACCAGGGCCCACGGCCACGAGCAGCAGAACUUCAGUCCCUUCAACGUGAAGGGCGGCAACUUCAAGAUGGAAGCAGUGAAUGAGAUGGUGCUGCUCAGCGUGAAUGACACGGUGGGAGCCGUGGAGCCCGGGCCGAUGGAAAGCAAGGGCAACCUGGUUUUUAUGUUUACCGAUGCAGAAAUCAACCUCCCCAUUGUGAUGCAGAACCUCGAAGACCCGAUAACAAAGGCUGCUGAGUUGAUCAAGCAUCUGGCUGAGGCUAACCGUUAUCACAUUGAUAGCACGACAUCUGAGGACACGAUAAAGCUGUAUCAACUGCUGCGAGCGAUGCCCUAUGAAGGAUUGGACAUUUUGUGGAAGCAAUUUGCAGGAAAUGAAGAACAAAGACGUUGGUUCUUAGACAUGAUCGUGGAAAUCAACGAUGCCAGAAUCCUGAAGUUCCUGCAAGCGAGGUUCCAGGCGAGAGACGUGACCGCGAGUGAAGCUUGGCAGACCCUGCUGCUGGCGUUCAACCAUCUCCAGACUGAUGCUAACUUGGUUGAGAUGGCUAAAAUGUUCCUGGACAUGCCCUUCUGCAAAUCCGAUGUGGAGUUGUGGCACACUGUGGUGCUUUCCUAUGGCUCCCUGGUCUACAAGCACUGUGCCUAUGCUACACCGUGUCCGGCAGCUACUGUUCAGCCACUGCUGGACAUGGCCGUGGAAAGUUUGAGGAUCCGUAACCACGACGACAUGGUCCUCGCUCUGAAAGCCCUGGGGAACGCGGGUCAUCCAAGCAGCCUUAAAACCAUCAUGCGCUUUCUCCCCGGAGUUGCUGCCACGCCCGUGGAUCUGCCGCCUCGUGUGCUGAGCGCCGCCGUGCAGUCUAUGAGGCUCAUAGCUGCCAGAGACCCUCUCAGUGUUCAGGACAUCACCAUGAGUCUGUUCCUGCAGAAAAACAAUCCCACCGAGAUUCGCAUGCUAGCAUUCAUGAUCCUGUUUGACACUAAACCGUCAAUGGCCGUGGUGUCCAUUGUGACUGUACAUCUGCAGGAGGAAAAAAACCUCCAUGUUAUUAGUUUUGCAUACUCGUACUUGAAAAGCGUUUCCAGAUCCAGCACCCCAAACAACCACUUCCUCUCAACCGCCUGCAACGUAGCGGUGAAAAUCCUGGGCCCCAGAUACAGCCGUCUCAGCUAUCACUACAGCAAAGCGAUACACAUGGACUGGUUUAAUGAUGAUUUCUUAAUUGGCACGGCCACUGAAGUAUUCAUGCUGAGAAGUGCAACAAACAUCUUUCCAACUGAAAUCCUGAUGAAAGGAGAAUUUUAUUUUAUCGGUAGAAUUCUGCAGCUGAUGGAGUUGGGUAUCCGUGCCGAUGGGCUCAAGGAGCUGUUUGCAAACGGCAUCCCUGGUUUUAAAGGAGAUCUUGGUUUCAGUGACUUUCAGGCCGUUCUCAAUGUGCUUAAAAACUGGGAGGUUCUGCCCAAUGACAAGCCUGUCCUGAGCGCAUAUUCACGGGCCUCCGGACAAGAGUGGUUCUUCGCUGAUCUUAAGAAAGAAACCAUCCAGAACAUCGUCAAGUUCUUCCGUCAAUCUGCAAGCAAAGGGAGUUUCCUGUGGGCCGCGAUUGAGAAUCUACAGAAGGGAGUGUCGUGGCACCGUACCAAGCCCUUCCUGAUCGUUGAGGUUCGCUACUUCCAAGCUACUAUCCUUGGUCUCCCAUUGGAGAUAAGCAAAUAUUAUGAGACCAUCAAUGGAAUCAGUGUAAAUGCCACAGCCUCGAUCAAUCCCCCACUGACUGAACGUCUUGGACAACUGUUUACGUCUGACAUUUCGCUGGAGACUGACGGUUUCAUUGGUUAUACAAAGGAUUUCUGGCUUUACUACGGUAUCAAUACAGAGCUGUUCCAAUGCGGUUCUGAGUUUAAAGCCAAAACACCUAUUGCAAUCCCAUGGAAGUUUUCUGCCAAGAUCAACAUUGCAAAGAAGAAGUUUGAACUCAACUUCCCUCCAUGUAAAAAAGAGUUUAACCUCCUCUCAUUGAGCUCCAACGUGUAUGCAGUCAGCAGGAACAUCGAAGAGCCAGAUUUGGAUAAAAGGACUCCAAUGAUUCCAGACUCCAACGAUGAAGUCUUCCAGAAAGGCCCAACAGUUGAGACGGCUCAGACAGAUCAGAUCCUGACACAAGGCAACUGGACACAAAAAGACAAAAUGUGUGUUGAGAGUAACAUUUAUGGAGCCGGUGUCUGCGUGGAGUAUGACUUAAGGAGGGAAUUUUAUCAUGACGAAUAUCCCCUGUACUAUUUCCUGGGAUACACCCACGUGGCAGUCAAAGUACUACCAGCCCAAGCCAUCAAUGCUGUUGACAAAAUCCACUUUGAGAUUAAUGCCGGCCCGAGCAGCCAUCCAGCCAGCGCACAGGAACUGCUUGAGUCUCUUUCUCAGAUGGGAAAUUCAACAUUUGAAGCCGUGUUCAAUGUCAAUGCAUUUGCCGUGAGUGGCGCCAAGAAGCCAGAGGGUUACAAUGCAGUCUUCUACUACACCACCGAAGAAGUGAAAAAAACCCAGCUGGUUGUGUCUCAUGUUAAAGAAAACAGCAACUGGAAGAUAUGCAUCGAUACCUCUGUGAAGGCCCUUGUCGGUGCAAAGGCAAACAUUAAAUGGGGAGCGGAAUGUCAGUCCUAUGAAAUGUCAAUAACAUCUGAAACUGCGCAUCUGCCUGGCACCUUGCCGACAAUCAAGGCCAAAAUACACUGGAGCAGGAUGCCAGAGAAGGUGACACAGGCUUGCUCAAGACUUGAAAGCUACAUUCCAGGUAUGGCUCUGCUUCUCAACUUCUACCAAAAACAAGAGAAAAAUGCCGGGCAGGAGAUUUCCGCAUCAGUAAUCGCCAGCUCAGCAGACAGCAUUGAUGUGAGGAUUCAAUUACCAGAGUACACGAUCUUCCGCCAAGCCAUUUCAUUUCCAAUGCCACCAGUCAUCUUUCAGGAGUUUGAACAUGACAACACAACAAUGGACAGCUUUGGACGUGCAUAAAAAACAUCAAAAAGCCAACAAAGCCCAGAUGGGAGCCAGAUGCCUCUAUUCACAGUGAUAACGCUGCAACCAACUGUGAUGAAAGUGGGAAUCAUAAAAGAUGCAUCAGUGAUCCGUCAGAUGUCAUCAGUUUGGAAAUAACCUGUAAAGGUCAUGAGUAAUUCAUUAUAAAGCAUGGUCAUAUUUUGGGAAUCCUAUUUAGAAUAUUGUGUAAAUUCAUGCUUAUGUUGCAAAAUAUUUUAUCUUCAUAAUUGACUCACUCAAACUUGUUUUAGCCAGUUCUUUUAUUUGGAUUCUAUCUAUUUAAAUCUAAAUCUGUAUGUAUGUGUAUUCAGAAAUAAAUGAUUGAUGUACGGUAUUAUUGUAACUGGGGUUUGAUCUUUGCUCGUUAAUAAAUAUCAAAAUAUCCA
Messenger RNA from Gasterosteus aculeatus aculeatus (three-spined stickleback), 4203 nucleotides. It is a transcript of the gene vtg3, whose product is annotated as vitellogenin 3, phosvitinless. The record is from RefSeq and is a predicted model, not a curated record. Lineage: Eukaryota; Metazoa; Chordata; Actinopteri; Perciformes; Gasterosteidae. Gene Ontology annotation, biological process: response to estradiol; cellular response to estrogen stimulus; lipid transport. Gene Ontology annotation, molecular function: lipid carrier activity.